UUUUACAACGUUGAUGCAACGAAGAAGAAUUUCAGCAGGAUGUAGAGCAGCUGUUAUUCACUAUCAUUGUUGUGGACUUUUCGUCUGGACCAAAUAUGGAGAGUCCGGAGUUAACAUUUACUUUAGCCUACACCGUUUUCUCCCUCUGUUUCGUAUUAACGCCCAACGAGUUCCGUUCGGCAGGUUUGACUAUCCAGAACCUUUUUUCUUCCUGGCUGGGAAGCGAGGACUUGGGCUUCAUCCAGUAUCACGUCAGGAGGAGCAGCAUCACCCUGCUGGUCCACUCAGCACUGCCACUCGGUUACUACAUGGGCAUGUGUAUCGCUGCUCCAGAGAAACACCCGACGUAUGUACACCAGGUGAGUGACGGCUGGAGAGUGUUUCUAAGUCUCUCAGUGUGCCUGCUGCUGGGAAGCUGGAUGCUCAUUAUCUACUGGUCCCGCCAUCACUGGUCCAACCAUCCGAUGAGUAGAGCUCUUCAGGCCCAUGUCCGGCCUCCUCACACUCACUGGGGCUCGGUGGCCAGCAGCAUCAACACAGAAUUCAGACACAUUGAUAAGUUUGUUACAGGGGCACCUGGAGCCCGAGUUAUUGUCACAGACAGCUGGGUGUUAAAGGUGACCACCUAUCACGUAUACAUGGCUGCACAGCGCGACUGUCAUGUCAGUGUGACCCACUCCACCCACCACCAGCUGAGCCCCGAGUCCAACUCUCCCUUACAGCUGCUCACCUUGAGAGUGCACAGCAUCAAUCCUGCAGUUCAACCCUUCAAUAUCAGGUUGAACUCUACAGAGUAUGCAGAGCUCAGGGAGAAGCUGCAUGCUCCCAUCAGGAACUCAGCCAAUGUAGUCAUUCAUCAGACCAUUAGUGAACUUUUCCUUGAAACAUUCCGAGCUCAGGUGGAGCUCAAUCAACUCUACCUGCUGCCCAGUGGACAAGAGGUGGAGCUCUGUAUUGGCUGCAUGCAGGUUCCUGCAAACACCAAGCUAGUCAGACUCUGCUGCCGAGACGGAGCUGACACAGAGUCGGAGUGCGAGCAGUGUUUCUGCAGACCCAUGUGGUGUUUGUCCUGUUUGGGUCGGUGGUUUGCCAGCCGCCAAGACCAGCAAAGACCUGAGACCUGGUUGUCCAGCAUAGUCCCCUGCCCUACAUGUCGAGCCAAAUUCUGUAUACUGGAUGUGUGUGUGGUCCACUGAUAUACACACACUCACACACACAAACACACAUACCGUAUUUCCUGCACGAUAAGGCGCACCGGAUUAUAAAUUACAGUCACAAUUACAAGGUUUAUUUCUGUGCUUAACACAUACAUUAAAGGCAUGCAAAAAACAUGCGUUCUACAAAAAAAAAAAAAAACAGAACAGAACUUGAAAGAGUUUAACUUUAUCCUACUAUUUGACAAUAAGCUCGUCUGAUUUUUUCUCAUCUUCUGUAUCUGAAUUGAACAGCUGGGCAAUGUCGCCAUCAAAAACACGCCGGGUUCCCUCUCAUCAUUGUUGGAGUCAGUCUCGUUGUCAAUGAUGCUCUGACAACAGUUAAAGUAGAUUCGUUAGCCCAAGCAUCUGCUGUCCACACAUGGUGGCUUACAGUGCUGCCUCCGUGUUCGCCGUCCUUCGUCUUUCAUCCUUCUGCUUGCAAUAUCACUUUUACACCACAACGCCCUAUUACACCAAUGGAAAA
Doryrhamphus excisus (bluestripe pipefish) is the source of this 1680-nucleotide messenger RNA. It is a transcript of the gene tmem129, whose product is annotated as transmembrane protein 129, E3 ubiquitin protein ligase. Gene Ontology annotation, biological process: protein ubiquitination. Lineage: Eukaryota; Metazoa; Chordata; Actinopteri; Syngnathiformes; Syngnathidae. Gene Ontology annotation, molecular function: ubiquitin protein ligase activity. Gene Ontology annotation, cellular component: membrane; endoplasmic reticulum. The record is from RefSeq and is a predicted model, not a curated record.